AUGGCGUCAUGCAGAUGGUGUCGAUGCUGUCGCAUUCCAGAUACCUGUUGUGGCGUGGACCUUCAUAAUCUUUUUGCAUACAGUACAACCAAGUACAUUGUCAUCCGUGAUGCCCGGCUUGGCUUGCUACACUACACGCUGAUGUUCUUCAUUGUCGUCUACAUACUGGUCUACCAGCUUAUCGGCAACUUAGGAUACCUCAAGUUCAAUGAUGCGCAGAACACGGUGCGGCUGACACUGCAAGAGCCAACUGCCGGAUGCAACCCAAAUGAUACAGGUUGCAAGGACAGCUUCGCACCGCUGAGCCACCUCCCGUACUGUUGUGCGCAGAACUCUAGCUGCAAGACCAACGACGACGGCUCAUGCUCGUGCGAUUAUCGACCUGCCUUCAAGGAUUACAACUGCACCUGGAUGUCGGGAACAUCUGCAGCUGCUAUACGUGAGAGCUCCAUCGUAGUCUCCACAUUUACACACGAAUACACCAUGACUUUGAACACGAGCUGCUUCACUUCGUACCCGGCUGCUGCUGAAAGCUGUGACGAGUUGUAUAUCGUGCAGGAGAAGGCGCAGGUCUUCACAGCAGAUGUGGAAUCCUUCACGCUCCUCAUCGACCAUUCUGUCACUUCACCGAAAUCUGGACUGGCCACGACAUCGAGAGACAUGCAGGGUCUGCUUUUCGUCGGGCCAAACGGGAACGAUGGCAGUGAAGCAACGGCACUGAAGGACGAACUUUGCAGCAGUGCCAGCGAUGCAGUUGAUGCGCCUCGCAACGGCCGGACCACGAACAAGGCCCCGUGCUACUUGAAGCCGAGCUCGGCGGGCGGCUUGGACUUCUUCGCCGUCGGCACACUACUGCAGGCAACUGGAGUCUCCUUGGAGAGCGAGAGCUAUCCAGGAAGCGGCCAUUCAACUCGCUACGAAGGCAUCACGAUCAACCUGAACAUCGAUUACAGCAACUCCGUGCCGUGGCAUGGCCUGCAGGCCAACAUCAGCCUCCGACUGAAAGGGAUAUGGCCUCCUGUGCACCAACCAAUCCCGUAA
Messenger RNA from Symbiodinium sp. CCMP2592, 1041 nucleotides. The record is from the annotation of a GenBank genome assembly. NCBI's taxonomy places the organism in Eukaryota, Dinophyceae, Suessiales, Symbiodiniaceae.